Molecule: messenger RNA, 1433 nt
Organism: Tarenaya hassleriana
Lineage: Eukaryota; Viridiplantae; Streptophyta; Magnoliopsida; Brassicales; Cleomaceae
Product: myb-related protein 2-like
Exons: 6
Coding region: 111-1304 (397 amino acids)
Molecular function (GO): DNA-binding transcription factor activity; DNA binding
Source: RefSeq, a predicted model, not a curated record
UUUCCCCCCAGAACAUCGUUCCUUGUCGUAAAAGAAAGCGUUUGUUUGCGUUGCAAGCAAACGACAAGGGUCAUCUGAAUCUGCGGUUUUUUCUUCGAGACAAGAUCGAGAUGUAUCAAGGGAAGAACAUGAACUCUUCGUCGAGAAUGCCUGUUACUGCUCCAGAGAGGCAUCUGUUUCUUCAUCCGGGGAACGGCCCGGGAGAUCCAGGACUCGUCCUCUCCACCGACGCCAAACCAAGGUUGAAAUGGACGCCUGAUCUUCACGAGAGAUUCGUCGAAGCCGUCCAUCAGCUCGGAGGAGCAGACAAGGCGACGCCAAAGACUGUUAUGAAGCUCAUGGGGAUUCCGGGUCUCACCUUGUACCACCUCAAGAGUCAUCUUCAGAAGUACAGGCUCAGCAAGAACAUCCAUGGACAAGCAAACAAUGGUGUGCAUAGAAUCAGUGUCGUUGCCAUGAGUGGAGAUAAGAGGCCUGAAUCAGCUGGAACAAACAUGGCAAACUUAAACAUUGGAACACAAAUGAACAAAAAUUCGCCCAUCGGGGAAGCGAUCCAGAUGCAGAUCGAGGUUCAGAGACGAUUGCACGAGCAACUCGAGGUGCAGAGGCAUCUGCAGAUGCAGAUGGAGGCUCAAGGGAAGUAUCUACAAGCCGUUCUCGAGAAAGCGCAGGAAAUGCUCGGGAGACAGAACUUGGGCUCGGUGGGGCUCGAGGCAGCGAAAAUUCAGCUCUCGGAACUCGUAUCAAAGGUAUCGAACGAGUGCCUACGAUCAAGGCUCUCGGGAAUGAAAGAACUUCACGGUUUCUGCCCGCAGCAACGGAUCAGGCAAGCGGCAAGACCCGCUGAUUGCUCGUUAGAGAGCUGCUUAACGACGUGUGAAGCGUCUCAGAUGGAAGAACAGCUCGGACUCAGCACUUACUCGGGCAGUUCCUUGAUCUUCAAGUCUAAAGACAUCGUCGAGGAGCCGUUGCUAAGGCAGACCGAGCUGAAUUGGUCGGGAGAGCUCAAAGAAAACCGCAGAUUAACGGGUAAAGAGUCUGGGAGAAGAACGUUUUCUGGCGGAAGAAGCUCGGUUAACGACCUAUCAAUCGGCGUAGGACCAACAAACGACGCCGAUUACGCAUACGGAGCGACGGAAAACGAGGCGUCGGGCUCUGCAGGUCGGGUAAGCGGAGAAAGAGGCUCGAACGAGUAUAACCUUUCGUACUUUGCGACGAAACUCGACCUGAACACCGGAGGCGAGACUGAUUCCGCCAUGAAAGGCUGCAAGCAACUGGACCUGAACGGUUUCGGCGGAAGCUAAAGAAUGUCUGGUCGAAGAAUCAGAUUCGUCAGAUCGAAUAAGUAAAACAUUGGCUGUGUAGAUUGAAUCUUUUGUAUUACUUUGCUCACAUUUGAUUCAGUUUACAGACAAUUCAAUGCAUUCUGCAGA